ACCGUUCCUUUGACUAAACAGCUGUCGCACGUCGCACGGCGCACUCCGAAAGCGUCUAUCUCGCACGCAAUCCGUGUCUCGGUGGCUGUUCAUAUCCAGAUGGAUGAAGUAAAGAGCAGGGGUUCAUUCAAAUUAUCACCAAGAGGGAUAAGGAGCGGAAUAUUAGAUGAAUAG
Molecule: messenger RNA, 174 nt
Organism: Trichoderma gamsii
Lineage: Eukaryota; Fungi; Ascomycota; Sordariomycetes; Hypocreales; Hypocreaceae
Exons: 2
Source: RefSeq, a predicted model, not a curated record